AUGAGAGGCGUCGUGGCUCUCUUGAGCUUUAUGGAGGUUGGACUGGGCUGGGCUGGUCACGCCGGUGGCAAUACUCUACCACCGGAAUUGCAGGUUCUAGGUGCUCCACGGCAGACCCUUCAUGUGAAGUUUCCGACAAGUUCGCCGCCGUACGUAGUCAAUGUGCGACCUGGAGGGUUCCUUGAAACAGCCGACACCGCGGAUGCGCCAGAAGCGGAUGUAAAACCAUUAUCGCACGGUCAGGGGCACGGCCAGGGACACGACCAGGACCUGUUCGUUUUCAUGAUGGUUGACCCCGACAUCAACACUACUUCUCCUACCUAUGUUGGUUUGCACACGAUGGUUGCCAAUCUAGCUGCCCAUAAUACGGAUGCGCUCACCACCACAGUCGCCACUUUCAUCGCCCCCGAACCUCCCGUAGGUGAAACCCACAACUACACACUUUUGGCAUUCCACCAACCUCCACAUUUCUCAAUUCCUCCAAAAUAUGCUCCGUACGUUGCUACUACACCGACUAGCCCGCUCAAUCGUAUCAAUUUUCCUCUUCAACAGUUUAUCGCCGAUACGAACCUGGGACCAGUGGUAGCUGCGAAUUGGUUCAAAACAGGUGAUCUGGAUUGA
This is a messenger RNA of Talaromyces rugulosus, 621 nucleotides long. RefSeq lists its product as uncharacterized. The transcript has 2 exons. The coding region runs from base 1 to 621 and encodes 206 amino acids. The record is from RefSeq and is a predicted model, not a curated record. NCBI's taxonomy places the organism in Eukaryota, Fungi, Ascomycota, Eurotiomycetes, Eurotiales, Trichocomaceae.